Messenger RNA from Pungitius pungitius (ninespine stickleback), 1508 nucleotides. It is a transcript of the gene iyd, whose product is annotated as iodotyrosine deiodinase. The coding region runs from base 69 to 1019 and encodes 316 amino acids. The record is from RefSeq and is a predicted model, not a curated record. Gene Ontology annotation, cellular component: plasma membrane. NCBI's taxonomy places the organism in Eukaryota, Metazoa, Chordata, Actinopteri, Perciformes, Gasterosteidae. The transcript is spliced from 5 exons. Gene Ontology annotation, molecular function: oxidoreductase activity.
UGGGCAGAGCUUGCAGUUCAGGGGGCAUUUCCAGCUCUGACUCAGCAUAAAAACAUGUUACACAAUACAUGCAAAGGAAACAUUUGCCCCCGGAUCGUCUCGUGUCCCCUUCGGCUGUCAUGGCUCUCCUGACGGUCUUCACUCCUGUCCUCGCUGUGGUGCUGUGCUUCCUGAUAGGCUUCAUGUUGCUGAGGUCACGGGACAAAGAGACGACCUCCCCGACCUCUCCUGGAAAAACCGAAGGGGCACCAAAAGCGGACUUUAGACCGUGGGUGGACCAGGACCUGCAAGACGACACUGAAAUCAAAGGAAAUGAGGAAGAUGAUGGCGAUUGGGUUGACAGCAACGAGGAGGAAGAGGUUCUACACGUGCCCUACUCGCCACCAGCUUACCCAGAGGGGACGAUGCUGGAGAGAUCCAAGGAUUUUUACACUCUGAUGAACCAGAGGAGGAGUGUUCGAUUCAUCAGUCCAGAGCCGGUCCCGCGAGAAGUCGUCAAUAAUGCCAUCCUCACUGCAGGUACUGCCCCCAGUGGAGCCCACACGGAGCCUUGGACGUUUGUUGUGGUGUCAGACCCGGGGACCAAGCACCAGAUCAGACGCAUUGUGGAAGAAGAGGAGGAGGUCAACUACCGUCAGAGGAUGGGGGACAAGUGGGUCAACGAUUUGUCCAGACUCAGGACGAACUGGAUCAAGGAGUACUUGGACGUUGCGCCGUAUCUAAUCCUCGUCUUCAAACAGGUCUACGGCAUCCUUCCAAAUGGCAAGAAAAAGACGCAUUACUACAACGAAAUCAGUGUCUCCAUAUCGUGUGGCCUCCUGUUGGCUGCAUUGCAAAACGUGGGUCUUGUCACCGUCACGACGACGCCUCUGAACUGCGGCCCCCAGCUCCGGCUCCUCCUCAAACGGCCAGCCAAUGAGAAGCUGUUGAUGUUGCUUCCUGUAGGGUACCCUGCUCGUGACGCCACAGUGCCUGACUUGAAACGAAAGCCUCUGGAUGAUAUCAUAGUGCACAUAUAACUGAGUCAGUCUGUGGAGGAAGUACUGUUUUCAAAAUACGCAAAAUGGGAUUAGAAUCCAUAAAAUCAUAGUUUUAAGUACAAUCUUUGUAAUUAUCUUCAUGUACCGUUUUGGUUACAGAAACAUAUAACCACUUACGUCAAUUCAUGGGAUGUGCUGUCACUGCAAUAAAAUAGCCACUACAAAUGUUAAAUUCAUUGUGUUAAACAAAUUGUUUCCAGCAAUUCUGCCAUAAAAAUCUGUUUUCAGCUGCUUGUUCUGGGAUUGCUUGUAUAAUUUUUCUAAUACUCACAGGACAAAAUCAUCUAAAAAGCCAUUUAUUUACUUACUAAUGCAUUUAAAUAGGAGACACUCAUUUAUAUGAGUUCUGAAUGGGGCACAGUUUGACAUGUUUAUUCAUUUAGUGCAUAUUCAAUAGUGCAUUGCACUGGUGCAUUGGGAUUAAAAAUAAAUAAAUAACAAAUUUGGCAACUCAUAAUGGGAUUCUUG